Eucalyptus grandis is the source of this 1110-nucleotide messenger RNA. RefSeq lists its product as uncharacterized. The transcript is spliced from 5 exons. The record is from RefSeq and is a predicted model, not a curated record. Lineage: Eukaryota; Viridiplantae; Streptophyta; Magnoliopsida; Myrtales; Myrtaceae. Bases 325 to 1110 code for a protein of 261 amino acids.
UGAUCGCCAUGCUGUUGGCACAAGAGCUAUGUAUGCUCCCCGAAUUUCAGAAGAGCUACGCCAGAAAGUGAUGUCUAUGCUUUACGCUGCAAUACCUAUAGAUGAUAUAAUGCAGCACCACAUGGAGCUGGUGCAGAGGCAUGGUGGGCCUCUCAACCGUGAUGAUUUUCUUAGUAGGAAUGAUGUUCGUAACAUGGAAAGGCUUGUUCACAAUUCUUCACAUGAGUUGAAUGAAAAUGAUGAAUGCAGUGUAAAGAUAUGGGUGCGACGUCAUCAGAAGUAUGUCUUCUUCUAUCAAGAACGCACUGAUACAGAACCUUUAUAAUGGGUAUACAGACAAAGUGGCAGCUUGAACAGAUGCUGCAUUAUGGGCGGAAUGGCUCCAUUGCUAUGCAUUCAUCCUUUGGCAGGAACAAGCUGAAGUAUCCCUUAUGCACCUUACUUGCUUUCAACACCUCCCAUAGUGCCAUUCCAGUUGCCUGGAUCAUUUCCUCCUCCCUCAUCUGUCAAGGUAUUCAUAAAUGGAUUGGUCCUCUAGCAGAAAGGAUCUACACAAAGGAUCCUACAUGGCAAUUGAGUUCCUUUCUAGUGGAUGAUUGUUCCUUCAAGGUCUCUCUUAUAAGAGAGGCAUUUCGAUGCCGAGUACUAUUAUGCCUCUGGCAUGUUAAAAUGUCGUGCUUGGAUAAGAAAUCUUAUAAAGCGAAGCUGCCACUCUGGUAUGCUUUGAUUAAUGGUAUGAAGUCUUUGCCAACAGCUGGUCCUGAACCCCAGGCUGCAAUUGAGUCUUACCACCUGAGAUCAAAGUUUAAGCUCUUAGACAUUCAAUAUUGCAAUUUAUGGCUAAGAGUCGACUGGUUGAUCCACAUGUUGGCAACUGAAUAUCACUCUUCAUUCUGGUUGGAUCAGUAUUCUUUAGGGACUGGGUGUUUUGAGAAUGUUAGGGACCCGAGUUUCACAAGUAAUGCUUGGCAUCAGGCCCUUAACAUUCUGGAUGUCAAUGUGAUAUUUGACGAGCAAAAUCUCCUGCUAGCAAAAGUUCUCUCUGAAGACAGAAGUUCAGUGUACACAGUGUGGAAUCCAGAACUCGUCAGGUUGCAGGAACAUCAUUAG